Syngnathus acus (greater pipefish) is the source of this 3083-nucleotide messenger RNA. It is a transcript of the gene mlh1, whose product is annotated as mutL homolog 1, colon cancer, nonpolyposis type 2 (E. coli). Lineage: Eukaryota; Metazoa; Chordata; Actinopteri; Syngnathiformes; Syngnathidae. The transcript is spliced from 19 exons. The record is from RefSeq and is a predicted model, not a curated record. The coding region runs from base 342 to 2537 and encodes 731 amino acids. Gene Ontology annotation, biological process: mismatch repair. Gene Ontology annotation, molecular function: ATP binding; ATP hydrolysis activity; mismatched DNA binding. Gene Ontology annotation, cellular component: MutLalpha complex.
UAUUUUCCGCGCGCGCGCUGCUGUCCCCAAAGAUCGUGAGUACAAUUACAGAUGCACUAAAAUGGUACUACAGCAAAAUACCAAAACAUCCAUCGGCCAAAUUUGUGUAAAUUAACCUUUGUUAUUUUAAAUAUUCAAAGUAGUAAUAUCACAACAAAAGAAACCAAGACAGUGAAAUUAUAGCAGCUGAGAGUGAGCCAUCUUCGUGUAUAUUAUCUCUUGCAACGCAAGUUCCGCCUUCCUGCUCGAAUAGCGACUUGUAAACAAACAGAUGUAAACGGCAUGGCCACAGAGGUUUAGCCGAUCAGCACAUUCAUUGAAGUGGUAGAGUCCUGUCAACGAUGGCGGGUGUCAUCCGGAGGCUCGACGAGACGGUUGUCAACCGGAUAGCCGCGGGAGAGGUUAUACAGCGCCCCGCGAACGCUGUUAAAGAAAUUAUUGAAAACUGUCUGGACGCUAAGGCCACUAGUAUCCAGGUGACGGUUAAAGACGGCGGACUGAAGCUGCUGCAGAUUCUGGACAACGGCACCGGUAUUCGGAAAGAAGACAUGGAAAUAGUUUGUGAGCGUUUUACCACAAGCAAGCUGCAAACAUUCGAGGAUCUCUCUGCCAUUGCGACUUAUGGUUUCAGAGGAGAGGCUCUGGCCAGUAUAAGCCACGUUGCUCAUGUAACCAUAACGUCAAAGACAGCUGAUGCCAAAUGCGCCUAUAGAGGCACCUACAGUGAUGGUAAACCAAAAGGCCCUCCGAAACCCUGCGCUGGAAACCAGGGAACACAAAUACUUGCGGAAGAUCUCUUCUACAACGUGUCCACCAGGAGGAAAGCUUUGAAAAGCCCUAGCGAUGAGUACUCCAGGAUUGUAGAGGUGGUGAGCAGGUAUGCCAUACACAAUUCCGGGAAAAGCUUCUCUGUCAAGAAGCAAGGAGAGACUUUAGCAGAUGUAAGGACUUUACCCAACGCUUCAGUGGUGGAUAAUAUUCGAGGGGUUUUUGGCAACGCAGUCAGCAGGGAGCUGAUUGAGGUUGGCUGCGAGGACCAGAAGCUGGCCUUCAAACUGAAAGGCUACAUCUCCAACGCAAACUACUCGGUCAAGAAAUGCAUCAUGGUCCUCUUCAUCAACCACCGUCUGGUGGAGUCGAGCGCGCUGAAGAAAGCAGUGGAGACAGUUUAUGCAGCGUACCUGCCCAAGAACACACACCCGUUUCUUUAUCUCAGUUUAGAGAUCUCUCCUCAGAAUGUAGACGUGAAUGUGCACCCCACCAAGCACGAGGUGCAUUUCCUGCAUGAGGACAGUGUCAUCGAAAGCGUUCAGAAGCACAUUGAGAGCAAGCUGCUCGGCGCCAACUCCUCGCGCACGUACUUCACUCAGACAUUGCUGCCAGGGCUGUCUGUGUGCGGAGCAGGUGAGGUCAAGUCCUCCAACACCGCGUCGGAGUCUGCCGAGCGUGUCUACGCGCAUCAGAUGGUGCGGACCGACUGUCGUGUUCAGAAGCUGGACGCCUUCCUCCAACCAAAGGAAAAGCUCCCUCCCCAGCCCGAACCCGUCGGGCAGAGCGACGUGAAUUCUGAGUCCAAAACUGUCGAGCCGAAUGAUUUGGAUAUGCUGGAGGCCCUGGACCAGAUGGAGGCAGAGCUGUCGAACAGUGAGGAGAGGAGCGAUGAAGCGCAUGAUGUCCAAAGUACCAGGAAGCGUCUCAGGAAAGAGCAGCAAGAGGCGGAGGAGACCCGAGAGGGACGCGAGGAGGAUCUGACGGCCGCAGAAACGCCCAAGAGGCGAGUCAUCAAACUAAACAGCAUCAGAGAGCUGAGAAGCGAAAUUAACGACAACACUCACAAAGGCCUUCAGGAGAUGCUACAGAAUCACUCGUUUGUGGGCUGCGUCAACCCGCAGUGGACUCUGAUCCAGCAUCGCACUAAACUCUACCUGCUCAACACCACAACACUAAGCCAGGAGCUCUUCUACCAAAUCCUCAUCUAUGACUUUGGGAACUUUGGAGUACUCCGACUAUCUACACCGGCUCCCAUUUAUGAGCUGGCCAUGUUGGCUCUGGACUCUGAGGAGAGUGGCUGGACUGAGGAUGAUGGACCCAAGGAAGGCUUGGCACAGUAUAUAGUGGACUUCCUGACGAAGAAAGCAGAGAUGCUGGAGGACUAUUUCUCUAUGGAGGUUGACCAGGAGGGCAAUUUAAGAGGACUACCUUUGUUGCUUGACAAGUACACACCCAUCAUGGAAGGUUUGCCCAUGUUCAUUCUCCGCCUGGCAACAGAGGUAAACUGGGACAAUGAAAAAGAAUGCUUUCGAGACUUCAGCAAAGAGUGCAGUGCGUUCUACUCAAUAAGGAAGCAAUACAUCCUGGAGGCGGAGCCAGGAGAGCAGCAGGAUGCAGAGGUCAACUCAUGGCAAUGGAACGUUGAGCAUGUCCUCUGCAAGGCUUUCCGUUCGCUCAUCAGUCCUCCCAAACACAUCAGUGAGGACGGCACGGUGCUGCAGAUCGCCAACUUACCGGAUCUCUACAAAGUGUUUGAGAGGUGUUAGAUAAACCAGGAAGCCUCAGAAGCAUCAACAUCACAUGCUGCUCUAUUUGACCUUGUGUAACUUUUUGUAUGUUGUCAUUAAAUUUGUUCUUUGUACGUCUGGCUCAAGUGACUUUCAGUGAGGCGAUAUGGAAAGCUUUUUGAGCAUUUAAUUUGGCAUUUUUGUUAUCCACCUUGAAUUCACUAGUGUGGGCUUUGUCAUUACAAGACAAUUCGCAAAUUUGUUUUACUACUACUGUAUUGACUUAGGCUAGUAAACUACUGUGCUGCACUAUUAGGAAUGUGGCAUUUACAUUAGCCUCCUCGACCCUUCUAGUAGCACCAAAAUGCUCACAAGUAUGCCUCACUAGUAACAUAGUUGUUCUACAUUGUGCAGAAUUAUCAUGCAGUAGGGGAAGGCAGUAAUUGAAAAAUCAUUUCGUUGUUUCACCACCAUGCUACAGUCAUUCUACUAGUGCAAGGAAUUGUCUAACUACUGAGGACAAAAUGUGUACUUGUACUACAUGGACCUUGAGCACAACAUCAAAUACAGUGCCAUGAAAAAGUA